GUUAGCAACAGAUUCUUUAAGACCCGACACUUGUGAGGACUUGUUUGCACUGUGAGAUGGGGAAUGUGGAGAUUCAGCACCUCAAAGCGGUCCUGGACCACGUGUUGCAUUAACCUGCUGAGAGAGGCGUAGCCAUCAGCCAUCCUUUCCACGCCCACCCCCGUGACAUCACGCUCCAGCUCCAAAGCCCUAUACUGUUUCCACGACAGGCUGUACAUGAUCUGCAACAAUGUGCAUUAAUAAUUGAUAAGUCUACAAUAAUCAUUUUCACCCAUCUACGUGUACAUGUAGUGAGCUUAAGAUUCGCUCAGUUAACGCUGUUUUGUGCCUAUGCACGGUUCUUAGUGUUUCUCCCUGCGCUCGGCUACAGCGGCUGACACGAGAAUCAGGAAAUACAAGUCGGGUCAGCUCACUGCGUAGUUUCUUCGAGAAAAGGUCGAAGCAGGAAGCAGAAGCGACGGUGUGGCAGCUCGGUGACUGUGUGCAGACUCGGAGGGAUCGCACCGCCCGUUCUGUUUGCGUCCUCAGGCCGGAAAUGGCCUUAACAAAAUGGGUUUCGUAGGAAGGAUGUGUGCGCACACACGAGCCUGGGCAAAGCAGCGACUCUGAUGCUGCUCGGCUCGUGCUCGCUGUAACCGCGCGACUAUGGAGCUCGUGCAGCCGGGCUCCUCGGUCCUCUCCAGCACACCUCGUAUUCCCGCCGGACGCUGGAGCAGGUAGCCGGAGAGGCUGUGAGCAGCAUGCGGUCAGACGUGGAGUACAGCCCGGUGGGAGAGGGCCUGGGUAUGCGGGACUUCUGGCUGUACGUGUGGCUGCGGAGAGUGGCGGUGAUAGCGACUCAUGUCACCGGCCUGGGCCUGACGCUCGUCCUCUCCCUGCUGUCCAGACCCGGAACCAGUCUGUUCUCUUGGCAUCCCAUGUGUAUGUCUGUCGCUUACUGCCUGUGCAUGACCGAAGGUAUCCUGCUGUUCUCAGCAGAGGGAUCUCCCUUCUGCUUCAAAUCAUGGAAGAGUAAAGUCCGUCUCCACUGGUUCUGUCAGGCUCUGGUCCUGAUCGCUGCAGCCACUGGACUUGGGUUCAUUGUGGCCAGCAGGAAUGUGUCGGAGCUCCCACACCUGGCCUCCUGGCACAGCCUGCUGGGUAUGUGUACGCUGACCGCCACCGUGCUCCAAACGGCCUGCGGCAUCGCUGUGAUUUUCCCCAAGCUGCUGCGUCUCUCCUGCCCCUCGUCCAGACUGAAGCUGUACCAUGCCACCUGCGGCCUGGUUGUCUACCUGUUUUCCACCGUGACAGUGAUGUCUGCCAUGUUCACUGACUGGUUCCAGGCCACGGCGAAGGGGGUGGCGUGGUGGGCCUUCCUCAUCCUGCCUCUAUUCCCUGCCUUGGUGGUGAUGAGCCAGAUCACUAAUGCCUAUCUACCCCGCAAGAAGCUGACCAGCUAGGAACCAGCAGCAGGUGGCAGAGACAUCCAAAAGGAAUAAUGAAGAAAUAAAGAGUCUUCUUUAACUUGCACCCUUGCAAGGGUGGAAUUUAUCCCUGAGUGAAAUGUCUUUACCAGUCAUCACUGUUAGCAAGCAAGCUAGCAGCUGUGGUGUGGUGAGCUAUAUUUGUAUUAAACUACAACUGAAAUAAGGGAUUUUAGGGCGUAGCUUCUGGGAGAGGUUCUUUUUCCUUUUCUUCAUACCUCGAGUGCUACAAGUAGCUGGCAUCUAGUGGCCUGUAGAAGAACUGCAGCAUGAAACAUUAUAGGGUUGGUGUUUAAGUAUGGCUGCCGACUACUGUUGGAGUCCCACAGGUGGAGCUGGUGGACACACCUGGACUGGUUUUGUGUGUCUGCGGCUGUGGAGUCUCACUGCUGUUCACUGUGUAUGCUCGGUGAGACUGUGUGCAGCCUGAUGAACAUUUACUGCUGACUGUGUGAGAACAUGGAGCUACACCAGGUUAUACACCAACAUAAAAAUUCUGAUAUUUAUUGUUUCAUGA
Messenger RNA from Maylandia zebra (zebra mbuna), 1983 nucleotides. RefSeq names its product cytochrome b561 family, member D1 (gene cyb561d1). NCBI's taxonomy places the organism in Eukaryota, Metazoa, Chordata, Actinopteri, Cichliformes, Cichlidae. The record is from RefSeq and is a predicted model, not a curated record. Gene Ontology annotation, molecular function: transmembrane monodehydroascorbate reductase activity.